AUUUCCCCUUUUAUUUUAUUGUAUUUUUCCUCUUUUCUCUUUCACUUUCUUUCACUAGUUCCUUCUUUUUUUCUUGUUUUCCUUUUCCCAAAUACAGUCAUUUAAACUACUUUCUUUUAGCAUCAACACUUCGAUAUAUACCAUUUAAUACAACUCAGCUCUCAAAAGAGGAAACAUGAAGAGUUUAAUACUUUUUUUAGCAACAGUAUUUGCCUACCUUAGUACAGUUCAGGCCUACUUUUAUGUACCCUCGUUUAUGAACAUACUUCCUUUCAAAGGAGGUAUGGCAUAUACACAAAAGAACAACUCACUAUACCUUUAUGGUGGUGAAAACGCAACUGUACGAUACACAAACGACCUUUAUAAACUCACCCAGACUGAGACUUCUUACAACUGGGAAAUUGUUCCUCAAAAAAACGCACCUGAUGGUUCAGUUUACAGUCAAUCAUACAUCACUGCUGAUGGCAACAACAUGGUUGUUAUGGGUGGAAUGUCCAAUGCUACCGAAGGUAAAGAAGCACCCCUUCAAAUCUACACCUACAACUUUGCUUCUCAAACAUGGACUGCUGCACCCACCAACACUGGCAAUGUCACUGGAGCCAUGCCUUACAACCGUGAAUUCUUUUCACUUACCUAUGACAGCAAAAACCAAAAGACUUAUAUCUUUGGCGGUGCUGUAUCUGGCGCUAAUGCUGUCUUUAAUGACUUGCACGUUUUGGAUGCCAACUUUAAUGCAACUGCAUUAGCUUCCACUCCCACUGGUCGUUACGGUCAUACUGCUUCUAUUAUUAGCACUGGUGAAAUAGUUGUCAUUGGUGGUGUAAAUGCCGCCAGCACAGGCAGCAAUCUUGCUAGCAUGGAUUCUGUUUGGGUCUAUAAUCCUUCUACCAACGUUUGGGUUGCUCGCAAUGUCUCUACUACCUCUACUCGUUAUCCCUCAGCUGCCUCUGACCACUCAGCCGUUGUUACUUCUGACGACAAAAUCAUUAUCUUUGGUGGUGACAGUGCUGCUAAUCAAAGAGCAAGACAAUACUUGAACACAGUUGCCAUUUUGGACACAAAGACCUGGUCCUGGUCCAUUCCCAGCAUUGGAGGUAUUCCUCCUUCUCGUCGUUCAUUCGCAGUUGCUGGUCUUUUGGAUAAUAACCAUCUUACUGUCGCAUUCGGUGGUUCAUCUAACAGUUAUUAUAACGAUAUCAAUACUUUUGAUCUUAAAGGUAGCUCAUGGUUGCAAUCCUUCCAAGAAAGCUCUAGUUCUAGCGAUAGCUCUGUCUCCAAGGGACUUAUUGCUGGUGUUACUGUUGCUGGUGUUGUUUUACUUAUCAUCAUCUUGUUCUUGCUCUGGAAGUUCCAAUCCUAUGUUCGUUGGUUGGUUGUCCGUGUUCACAAUGAUAUCUGGAAGCCACGUACUGGUGAACCUGUCUGGGCUGAAACCUCUCGUAUUGUUUCUCAAGUCUUUUUCUUGUUCAUCUUUGUUAUGUUCCUUUACUUUGUUAUCCGUCAAGCCGUUGAGAGUCCUAAUGUUGUUCAAAGAAUUGAAUACUCUUCUGCUGAAGUAGAUGUACCCGAUGUUCGUUUCUGUUUUGAUGGUUUCCCAAGUGAAAGUGCUAUAUAUGGUCCUCCUGGUGUCUCUUGUCAAACUGACAAUGGUUACACUUGUACUUCCUUUGUUAAGCAACUCGACAUGUCUGUUUUCCAACCCACUUUCUCUGACAAUUUGGGUGCUGUUAACUGCUUCCUUUUCCGUGCUCCUGAUGACUUCAAAUUGACUUCUACUUCUGGUGCCAAUAAUGGCUCUCGAUUACUGUUUACUAUGUUUGGUGACCAAUCAACUACCUAUGGCCGUGUUCAUGUCUCUGUUUUCCCCAAGAAUAUGGAUCCUAAUGCCAAAAUAUAUGGCUAUGAAGAUGGUAUCAAUGUCUACUUGUCUGAAGCUGAUGUCCUUAACUGGCAAAAUACCGAACGUAACGAUCUCCAAGCUACCAACGUCUACACCAUCGAGCCUUUCACUUACAGUGCUCUCAGCUACGAUAUUGUUGACCAUCGUUACUUGCAGCCUGUUGGCUGGAACUAUGUUGGCUUCUUGCCCAUCACAAACAGUACUCCUCAAAUUGAAUCUACUUUCCGUGAAGAAGCUCCUAACCCCACUUACACUAGUGGUCAUGCUGAUCUUGGUCUUAUUGCUGUCUUCCCCAAUGAAUUUGCUCAAUUGAUUGAUCGUGAAGUCAAGAUGUACACACUUGUAAAUGCUCUUGGUUUUGUCGGUGGUAUCUUUGGUUUAUUGGUUGCUGUUCAAACCUGGCUCUUUGGUUUCCGUCCUCGUUCUCCUUGGGGUGUUGUUCACAGAUGGUCUACUGGUGGUCGUAAGCAAUCCUUGCUUAGAGGCCUUCAAGAAAAGUUCAAGACGUCGGACAGCGGUAUUCCUUUGGUCCAUCCUGUUCAUCAUCGUUUCAGUGUUAACGAGUUCCAAAACUUGGGUCAAGAAACAGAAGCUCAACGUGUGUCUCGUGUUGAAGAACGUAUGCAAGUCUUGGAAUUGUUGUUCAAGGCUUACUAUGUCGACGACGAAGUCUUCCGUUCCCUUGAUAAUGCUGCUUCUGUCAACAAAAACAAUACCAAUACGCCUCACCAACAAUUCGGAAUCGCUACCCCUACUAUAGGCACCGCCAAUUCCAAUCCUUUCUUUCCUUCUAGUGAAAAGCUAAGCCCUCAUUACCAAAAGGAAGACCAAAACGGAUUCUCUCAUAUGUUCAAUGAAAGGCAAAGCCGUGGCAACAUAUCAAAAACUAUUAAGAAUAACGCGCAACAAGAUUUUUUUACUACCUUUACUCCAACUAUUUGUUGGCCUUUCCGGAAUCAACAAGAAGUAGGCGAUCGUUGUCGCCUAUUGAUACUUGACUCAUCCUUUAACCCACCUACUAAUGCACAUAUUAGCCUACUAAAAAAAUCACUUGAAGCUUAUCCUUCCAAUUACUUUCAUGGCAUUCUAUUAUUGUUUUCAAUCAAUAAUGUAGACAAAGUAUUAACAGGUGCCAGUGCAUUGCAACGUGCACAGAUGAUGGAACUUGUCGCUUCAAAAUUCAAGGAAUAUAACGUUGCUGUUGGCUUUACAACACAUGGCAAAUUCGUCGAUAAAGCGGCUAGUAUACAAUCAUGGUUUUCCAGACACUACCCACAUCAUGUUCUUGAUAUAUUCUUUAUCCUGGGCUACGAUACAGUUGUUCGGUUAUUGGAUCCCAAGUAUUAUCAUGAUGUUCCUGUCAAGACUGCUUUGGAGUCCUUUUUCAAGACGUGCCGUUUGAUUUGCGCAGAUCGAGGAGAGAAUAGAGAAGAACAAGAUGCUUUUUGGAAACAAGUCGAACAAGAGUAUGGUACUCAUAUCUUUACACGAAUUCAAUUAGAUCUCAUCACUUGUCAAUACUCAAGCACUAUGGCAAGACAAGCAAUUGUAAAUCAGGAUAAAAAAGUCGAGUCCAUACUUGACAAAAGCAUUGUUGAGUUUGUAGAACAACAAGGUCUGUAUCUUCAAUAA
Gilbertella persicaria is the source of this 3532-nucleotide messenger RNA. RefSeq lists its product as uncharacterized. The transcript is spliced from 6 exons. Gene Ontology annotation, cellular component: nucleus; cytoplasm. Gene Ontology annotation, molecular function: ATP hydrolysis activity; protein binding; nicotinamide-nucleotide adenylyltransferase activity. The record is from RefSeq and is a predicted model, not a curated record. The coding region runs from base 176 to 3532 and encodes 1118 amino acids. NCBI's taxonomy places the organism in Eukaryota, Fungi, Mucoromycota, Mucoromycetes, Mucorales, Choanephoraceae.